Messenger RNA from Oryzias melastigma (Indian medaka), 492 nucleotides. RefSeq names its product protein S100-A6. The record is from RefSeq and is a predicted model, not a curated record. The transcript is spliced from 2 exons. The coding region runs from base 109 to 390 and encodes 93 amino acids. Gene Ontology annotation, molecular function: transition metal ion binding; calcium ion binding. NCBI's taxonomy places the organism in Eukaryota, Metazoa, Chordata, Actinopteri, Beloniformes, Adrianichthyidae.
UCCUCCACGGACAUCAGCUGGAGCUCAACCGUCGACAGACCUGACCUCUCUAGCCGUUCAGUUCACUAUUUAUUGUCGUUUUGCGAACCUUGUCCUUCAACUGUAGCCAUGGCACGAAUGGAGCAAGCCAUUAAAGACAUGGUGGACAUGUUUCUGGAGUACGCCAACGGUGACGGCAAGCUGAACAAGGACGAACUGAAGAAUAUGAUCCAGAAAGAAAUUCAAAACCCAGAGCUAAAAGCAAAGCUUUGUGCAGUCGACUUUGACAAGGCCAUGGAGAGAAUGGACAAGAACCGCGAUGGGGAGAUCGACUUCAAGGAGUUUUUAAAGUGCAUGUCUUGCAUGGCCAAGUGCUACUACAAGAAGAAGACGGGCAAGGACAAUGAGUGAAGAGCGCUGUGCUUAAAGACAUGCAAGAAAUAAACAGUGUACAAGCAAAAAGGCUUUGUGGAAAGCAAAAAUUAAAAAAAACACAUCAUUUUUGACAUUAAA